Molecule: messenger RNA, 957 nt
Organism: Peromyscus leucopus (white-footed mouse)
Lineage: Eukaryota; Metazoa; Chordata; Mammalia; Rodentia; Cricetidae
Product: vomeronasal type-1 receptor 4-like
Exons: 1
Coding region: 40-957 (305 amino acids)
Biological process (GO): G protein-coupled receptor signaling pathway
Cellular component (GO): membrane
Molecular function (GO): pheromone receptor activity
Source: RefSeq, a predicted model, not a curated record
CUCCUGGUCAUCACUCCAGCCUGCACAGAAGUUGUCUCCAUGUCCUCUCAGAAUAAAACUCUAAAAGCCACUGAGGAAUUGGCUCUCCAGACUCUCAUGCUUUUCCAGGUCGGAACUGGGACCCUGGCCAACAUUCUUCUGUUUGUCCACAAUUUCUCUCCCAUCUUUACUGGCUCUCAGCUGAGGCCCACACAGGUCAUUGUCACCAACUUGGCCGUGGCCAAUGUGUUCAUUCUCCUCGUCAUUGCAUUUCCAUUCAACGUGAUGGUUUUUGUUAAAAAAAAUCCUUAUACUAACCUGCAAUGCAAAACUGGGUACUUCAUUCACAUGGUGGCUCGAAGCACAAACAUGUGCUCUACCUGUGUCCUGAGCAUCCAUCAGUUUCUCACUCUUGUUCCUGGUCAUUGGGGUAGGCUGAUGCCUCGAGGAAGAGCCCCUAAUGCCCUGAGUUAUUCUUGUUACAGUUGUUGGUUGUUCAGUGUCUUAAAUAAUGUCUACAUUCCAAUCAAAGUCAGUGAUUCACAGAGCACAGGCAAUGACACUCACAAUCAAGGCAAGUGGGUCUGCUCCACAUCUGGAUUCAAUGAAGGCUUUGUCUUCUUGCGUUUUUCCCAUGAUGCCACAUUCAUCAGCAUCAUGGUCUGGACCAGUGUCUCCAUGGUGCUUCUCCUCCAUAGACAUCACCAGCGAACACAGCACAUCCUCACUGCCAAUCAGAACCACCGAGGCCAUGCUGAGACCAGAGCAGCCCACACCAUCCUCAUGCUGGUGGUCACAUUUGUUGGCUUGUACCUCCUAAAUUUUAUUUUUGUAAUCUUUCAUACUUUUUUAAUGGACUCUCGUAUCUGGUUGAGGCAUGUAAAUGAAGUUUUGACUGCAGGCUUCCCCACUAUUUCUCCCUUCCUGUUGAUCUUUAGGGAUCCUAAGGAUCCCUGUUCUGUGCUCUUCAACUGCUAG